Messenger RNA from Mesorhabditis spiculigera, 495 nucleotides. The record is from the annotation of a GenBank genome assembly. NCBI's taxonomy places the organism in Eukaryota, Metazoa, Nematoda, Chromadorea, Rhabditida, Rhabditidae.
AUGUUUCAAGCGAUCUUGGCAUGCGGCCUUUUGGUGGAUUCUCCAUGUUUCCCGGGACUUUCACGCGGCUUGUACGCCUCCGUUGCCCAGUAUUUCGACUGCAGGGAACGGCUUCGCCAAGAGCACUUCCGGAUGUGGAUUUCGUUCCUGAAUUUCGUCUCCGAUAUCUAUGCAAAUAUCGGGAACGCACAGAGUGGCGAGCUGGUGAACGUCGUCUUCCAAGUGUUCGACUACUUGUUGAGGGCGCCCGUCUUGGAGACGCUCAAAAUCGAGGAGCUCGAAUGCCUGAUCGCGUCGCUGCUGAGCAUCGGCUGGGGAUUGGAGCGUGAUUGUCCGGAUCGACUCUCACAGCUGAAGGACCUGAUCCGCGAUGCGUUCAUCGACGUGCACGAGCCGUGGGCCAGGAAAAUGAUCCUGCUGCUCCUCGAGCUGGGCGCAUCCGGAUGGAAGCUGCCCCCGGACGCCAACGAAUACUACUUUUUACAGGGGAAUAAU